Onthophagus taurus is the source of this 3114-nucleotide messenger RNA. The record is from RefSeq and is a predicted model, not a curated record. Lineage: Eukaryota; Metazoa; Arthropoda; Insecta; Coleoptera; Scarabaeidae.
GUUCCCCUAAAAUACAUAUAGUUUUAUCGAGUAGUAUGUAAUGAGAAAAAAAUUUAAUUCUUGUUUAUUCGUAAAUUUAUCACCAAACAGAUUUUAUGAAAUAAUAGUUAUUUAUGUACCAAGUCGGCAAAGUGAUGCUUUAUCGAACGAGUUGAGUUUACGAGUCGAGCGAGCGAGGCGAGUAACAGGCGAGUUCGAUAAAGACACUUUGCUGACGUGUUGCAUACAACAUUUUAUCGCCAACCGCAAAAUUUUACGAUAUGAAGAUAUUCUAUUUAUCAAUAUUAUGACAUAUAUUAUUAUCGAAUAUAGCAAUAUGAGUUUCAACAGAAAGAAUGCUAUGCUUUGGAAACUUAAUGAAAUCAAUUACAUAAAGUACGUUUGUACAGUACUCCAUAAAACAACGGACUGUAAGGGAAUAUUUGGAAACAGUUUUAAUUUGUAAUACUAAAUCAAAAUUAUUUGAUAUUUAGGUCAUUCCGUCAUCAAACAAAUAGGUGUGAAGCGAAGGGCCGAAUUGUCAACAAAGGAACAAGAGUUCUUGACAAGGUUGACAAGGUUGACAAGGGCGCAGAGAAUUUUAAAGUACACCAGAGGACGUAUGCAACGUCCAAAACUGCUACACGUUGAUAUCCGUUUUCCGGGCACCAUAAGUAACAUAAAAAACAUUCAUUGUUUGCCAAAGGUGCUCCGAUUAUUUAUAACAACACUGCUGAAGAAUACAAACAAAUCUACCUACAAAAAAUCUUAUGUCUUCCAUCAGUAAGAACUUUGAGGAGGUGUCUCUCAUUUUUCUCUAUAAGCAGUGGUGUUAAUGAAAAACUAUUUAGUCACUUGAAGAAUAUUUCAAGUCAAAUGCCGCUGCGUCAACGUUACUGCACACUUAUAUUUGAUGAGAUGGACAUCGGGAAGAAUUUAAGAUUGAUUGCUACGGACAAUAGUUGGCAUGUUGAAGGAUUUGUGGAGACAGGGACAGAACGAGGUCAUAAACUUGCUGAUCAUGUUUUGGUGUUUAUGAUUCGUGGCGUUGCGAAAAUGUGGAAGCAACCAGUUGCUUUCUAUUUUACACAUGCAGCUGCGAACCAGUAUACAAUCAAAGCAUUGUACACUUUUUCAAGCAAGUUGUACGAGCAGUUCAUGAACUUACUGAAUUUCGCAUCGUAGCAUCUGUAUGCGACGGCGGCUCGUGGAACGUAGCCGCCUUGCGUAGCCUUUCGGUAGAAUGUGGCAGAGAGGGUAAUCACUUCGUAUACAGUAUUGAUGGCCACCAAAUUAUUCAUCUUUUUGAUAUCCCUCAUAUGCUGAAAAGCAUGAGGAAUAAUUUGAUGACCAAAAAUAUUGUAUUCGAAGGUAAAACAGUCAGGUGGAGCGACAUUCAUAGGCUGUACGAGUUAGAUGGGGAUAGUGGAGCAUUCAGAGCCACCAAGCUCACGAUUGCCCAUGUAAACCCUACUAACCGUCAGAAGAUGAAGGUAAAACUUGCCGCGCAAGUUUUCAGCCGGUCUACCGCUUCCCUCCUACACAUUCUAUCGAAGACAGGCGUUAUGGAUGCUGCGGGAAUAGCGAUAUUCGUUAAGUUCAUGGAUGACUUGUUUGAUUCAAUGAAUUCGGUGGUUACUAGCUCCACAAAGCCUUUAGCGUGCCAAUUAACUAGAACUUCCCAACAUCUCGCAUUUUGGGAUAGUGCUAGGAGGAAGUUGAAUCGUAUUAAAUUCUAUUCCGGUGGUAAGUGUGUAGGAAAUCCGCCAACGAUCAAGUUACUGUUAGCAACUAUAGGCAAUGUACGAUAUUUAUGGGAUUCUUUAAAGGAGAUGGGUUUUGAGCAUCUCUCUUUGAGAUCUUUAAAUCAGGACCCUUUAGAGAAUCUCUUUAGUGUUGCAAGAGGGUUAUGUGGUGGUAAUACGAAACCAUCAGCCUCUCAGUUUGUCGAUGCUUACAAGACAGUUAUUCUAAGUAAUACUGCUCGUUGUGACAUUGGGACGAAUUGUGAGGAUGAUGGUGGCGAUUUCCUUGUUUCAUAUCAAAUCCUGCUGGGCAACGAUCCAGGUAACACCACUUCCUCUGAUCCAUCUGACAAUCCAUCAACUACCUCCGCUCCUUCUCCUUAUGAUAGCACCACAAAAUUGUCAAGCAACAUUAAAAGUACCGUAUUGUUGUCUGAAGUUGACCUUAAUAAGUCAGCUUGUGUUGCAGAGUACUUGAUUAAAAAACUAUUAAAUUAUGAGUGUGAGUGUUGCGAUCAGUUCUUUCGUUCUGAUGGCAUAUCUGAUGUUCAUAAUUUAAUAGUUUUCUCGGAUAACGACACAGACGGUAAUUUGAAUAUGAAAUAUCCUUCGGCGACAUUCGUGAAUAUUAUCGCUGUUGCAAAAGAAAGAAUUUUUGUUAACAUUCCAAACAUAAUCCGCCAUCCCAAUAUUCUAUCUCACUUGUCAUAUUCUGAUUUUCCCCAAUCCUUUUGCACUAAACAUGGAACUGAGAUAAGUAAAAGAUUAUCAACGCAUUUAACUUUACUAUUACUCAAUCACUUUAUUAAACUUUGUAAUAACAAAUUACAUAAAACUGACCUUACACCUAACAAUGUAGUUGACUCUUUUUUAAAGGAUGCUGCUUGAAAGGUUUGAAGGUAGUCUUUAUGUAUUUUUUUUUUAAUAAAUUGGUUGAGUAAUACUAAGGAUAAUGCUUUGAAGAAGGCUUGGGACCAUGUUUAAUGCAAAAGACAUUAUGGAGUAAACAAAAUAUGAUAUGUGAGACAGAAUGUUGGAAUGAUGGAUUCUGUUUGACUUUUACGUACAAUUUUUUCUUUUACAAGAAAGAUAUUAUUCUAAUAGUUUAGGUUAAUUCACAGGCCGCAUGAACGUAAACUCACACGUUAUACAAAAAAGCCACCUAAAACAGAUAAUCAACAAUUGGGAGGCCCAAAGGUAGCCUCACACUGGGACGAACUUCCAGGUCACAGACAAGCGAAGAGAAUGAUAACUCCGUCGCAAAACUAAACCAAAAAGGUUUUAUGCCUCAGCAAGGGGGAUCUAAGGACGCCCUAAGGUUACCUGACCGGCCAUGUGCCCCUAAAAUACUACCUCUUCCACAUUGAACAAGCUGAGGAUCAAACUUGUC